AAUUGUGGAAGUGAAUUUUUAUAGGUUGGCAGCUCUGUAGAAGUGAUGUGUAUCUGUCAUCCUUUUCUGUGAACAACUGGGUCAUAUUAGUAUGAGAGUGACUAUUCACACAUAAGGAUUUUUAAGAUGUCCUUCCUAACUCCCUAGAAGUAAUUUGUUAAAUCUGUAGCUGUGAAUUGGGCAAGGCUCUUUUGUUUACUGAUAAAUACAUUUCAGGGAGACAUUUCUGCUUAGUUUUUUUCUAUUUCUUCGUGCACGCAAUCAUUUUAAAUGAGCUUAGAUUUUAAUUAUUUUAUCUGUAGAACAGGAGGUAUCUUAUAUGUUUCUCUAACAACAGGGGAUCACUCCAAGAAAGACCAACCAGUGAGUUUGGCAACAUAUUCUGUGUCUGAUGAUAAGCCAUUUGGCUCCGAUAACCAAUCGUCCUUUCUGGAGGUCAGCUGGCCUUUUCAUCUCUGCUGCUGCCUCUGUGGUCUCACUCUGCUCCAGCUGCCCAAAGGAUGACCCCGUAGGGAAAAGGUCUCCUGCACACAAAAUCUGCAGGGGACAAAUUGUUGAGAUGAUACUGCUUUCAAAAUGGAAGUGGAAAAUGGAGGGUUUCUUUCGUGCUUUGUAAUUUUUCUCAGGCUUUCACUUUGCUGAAGAAAGGAUAAUUAAGCCUUGUUAUAUGUCCUUUAUAUCCUUUAUGUGCAAUUUCUAAAAAUGUACACUACCUUGAAAUGGAUAGUCUUAAUGUAAUAUUCAUGCUUGUUUUGUGGCCUCAGAAAGCAGAAUAGUUAUUGUUGACUGGCUCAUCUGCCAGUCAGCACUUGUUUGGGUGCCGUUUAGGGGGAUGAUGUCAUAGGAGCGCAGGAGGAGUGUGCAGUGAGAUGCCAUGGCGUGUUUUAUUGGACUGUGAUACCUCCCCAAGAGGGUCUCCUCACCAUCAAAGCUCCAUUAAAUAUCUAUUAUCUCUGCAGUAGGCUUGUGGCUCUGCCAGUAUGGAUUCUUUAACCAAUUAAGCACUUAAAUGGAGAGCAGAAUGCAUACUGAGAAAGAUGACCAUUCUUGCACGAUCCUUUUUACGCAGGUUAUGUCUUUACUACUACUGGAAUACUCUCUAUGUUUGUGAAGAUCUUAGAAAAAUCUAAGCAGAAAGUUUGUUUAAAAGUUGGAUUAUUUUUUUAUCUCAUGUCCUGUCUCUUCUGUUUUGAAAUAUGCCUGACUUUGUGUAGAGUAGCCCGCUUCCCUCAAAUUCAGAAACUACUCAUCAGUUCCCUUCACGAGUACCCUCCUUAAACUGUCAUUGUAAGAUUAUCCUCUUGGAUCAGGCAGGGGGUCUAGGGUUUCAAAACCAACUGUUUAUUUCCCAGGCUGGAGGUGGCAAGUUAUAAAUAACUCCAAACACAGACGUACCGUUAGUGAUCCUUACUCAUGGCAGAGCCAUGCAUAGAUUUCACAGGGGUGGGAUAUUAAUUUUGCUAAACGGAUCAGAAGUCAAUUUAUGUCAUGUAAACCGUGAAUCAGAAUAGUGUUUGGCUGCGCUCUCUUUGCGCAUGCCCUGUCUUGUCUUAAAUGCUUGGUGACGUCAUUGUUUACACAUGUAAAUAUGGCGGCUUCCAACCAGAGCUCGUAACCGGAGAUCUUAUUAACUACCAACUUGUAAAUUGUUUUUAUCGAGCUCUUGUUUUAAUAAAAGUGGAAAAACAUAAUAAACCCAACUACUGUGCCAAGUAGACGACUGACCUCGAUCUUGAUAAAUGUGACGUUUACGUCGAUGUGCGCAUGUCACAAGGCUGUUCCGAUUAAAUGUAGUGCAUGUGUAUAAACCUGAUCGGAAUACAUCACGCCACAUGUAAACAGUGAAUCAGAGAUUUUUACUCAGAAUGAAUUCAAUUGGAAUUACAUAAAUGUCGGCAUGUAAACUCGGGUAGUAGGGUUAGGCAUCGAGAACCAAGAACCGAUUGGAACCGGGACUAAUGUUCCGGUUCUCCCGGAAUUGUUCAAAUAAAAAAAAAUUAUGUUGCCAGCUUCAAUGCCUUACAAUCUGUCAACCCCGAAGAAGAGCGUGGCGAAAACCAACUAAAAAAAACGUGCACGAAGAUGUGCUUGUGCCCAACGGCGGCGGCGAACAGAAGUGUGUCUUUGUUAAAAUUAAUGACCAGUCACCUCAGUGCAACACUUGGAAUAAGAUUAUAUUGUGCAAAGUAGGCUCUCAUGAUGUGUAAGAAGUUUGACGUGCUCCCUCCCGCUCCGAGCCUCAGCCUACACCUCGCGGAGCUUCAGUGAAGUCAAAUUCGCUGCAGCAGCAGCGUAAGUGUGUGUGUGAGCCACAGCGACAAAGAUGACUGAGUAUAAACUGGUGGUGGUGGGAGCUGGAGGCGUGGGCAAGAGUGCACUCACCAUCCAACUCAUCCAGAACCACUUUGUGGAUGAAUAUGACCCCACCAUAGAGGACUCGUACAGGAAACAGGUUGUGAUUGAUGGAGAGACCUGCCUGCUGGACAUCCUGGAUACUGCAGGUCAGGAGGAAUACAGUGCAAUGAGGGACCAGUACAUGAGGACAGGGGAGGGGUUCCUCUGCGUGUUCGCUAUCAACAACACCAAGUCGUUUGAGGACAUUCAUCAAUACAGAGAACAGAUUAAACGUGUGAAGGACUCAGAUGAUGUUCCCAUGGUGCUUGUGGGCAACAAAUGUGACCUCCCGGCACGCACGGUGGACACAAGGCAAGCCCAGGAACUCGCCCGUUCCUACGGCAUCCCUUACAUUGAAACCUCUGCAAAGACACGACAGGGAGUAGAGGAUGCCUUCUACACACUGGUCAGGGAAAUUAGGCAACACAAGCUGAGGAAGCUGAACCCACCGGAUGAGAGUGGUCAGGACUGUAUGAGCUGUCGCUGUGUGGUAUCGUGAUGAAGCUCCUCUUUGCAGCUUGGAAAGAAAUACUACAGCACAAGAAGUCACAGCAUGGACUUGAAAAUAGGAAGAAAAAACUGAAUGAUGAAAAUUAAAUAAAAGAUUGCCAUUUUGGUCUUGCGAGAAGAAGCUGAACCAGAGCCCUUUUUAUGGAAAGGAGGAAUUAGACUGACUGUUGCCUAUGUGGCUGCCUGAACAAGUUUGGCCAGCCCUUUUCUUUUUGUUUUUGUUUUUUGUUUUUGCCUUCUCCAUGUUGACCUGCAAGCAACACCACUAAUCACUAAAAUCAAUCCCAGCGUUGUCUUGCUGGGUAACUAACUUAUUUUUUUUCAGUCUCGACACUGGUCCUACAGGGGACGCCUUGAAUUCCAACCUCCUUUCACCUCACCCUAAAAUGCUCAUUCCACUUGUGCCCUUGUUUCGCACUGAGCUUGGGUAGGCAUUAGACAUUUGUUUGCUCUAUAACCACUUGUGUAACCCACUUCAAAAAAAAAAAAAAUCUGACUACCUCCCUUUUAAAGGUGGAGGCUGACCUGGGAAUUUGUAGACUGUGUUCUUGUUGUUGUUUAACAGUUAGCCUCACUGUAAAAGAUGUGCAUUUUGAACUGGAACAUAUUUUGUGGAUGGAUGAUUAGAAAAACACAGAGCACUACUGAUGCAGAGCUCAGUAUUUUUCACAACUUGCCUAUACUUUAAAUUGUGACUGAUUGGAGUUCAUAUCUCUCUCUCUCUCUCUCUCUCUCUCUCUCUCUCUCACUCUCACUCUAUAUAUAUAUAUAUAUAUAUAUAUAUAUACACACACACACACACACACACACACAGUGGUUACGGAAAGUUUCAGACCCCCUUAAAUGUUUCACUCUUUGUUAUAUUGCAGCCAUUUGUUAAAUUCAUUUAAGUUAAUUUUUCCCCUCAUUAAUGUACACACAGCACCCCAUAUUGACAGGAAAAAAACAAUUGUUGAAAUUUUCGCUGAUUUAUUAAAAAAGAAAAACUGAAAUAUCAUACAGCCAUAAGUAUUCAGACCCUUUGCUGUGACAGUCAUAUAUUGAACUCGGGUGCUGUCCAUUUCUUCUGAUCAUCCUUGAUGGUCCUACACCUUCAUUGGAGUCCAGCUGUGCUUGAUUAUACUGAUUGGACUUGAUUAGCAAAGCCACACACCUGUCUAUAUAAGACCUUACAGCUCACAGUGCAUGUCAGAGCAAAUGAGAAUCAUGGGGUCAAAGGAACUGCCUGAAGAGCUCAGCGACAGAAUUGUGGCAAGGCACAGAUCUGGCCAAGCUUACAAAAACAUUUCUGCUGCACUUAAGGUUCCUAAGAGCACAGUGGCCUCCAUAAUCCUGAAAUGGAAGACGUUUGUGACGAUCAGAACCCUUCCUAGAACUGUCCAUCCAGCCAAACUGAGCAAUUGGGGGAGAAGAGCCUUGGUAAGAGACGUAAACAAGAACCCCAAGAUCGCUGUGGCUGAGCUCCAGAGAUGCAGUCGGGAGAUGGGAGAAAGUUCUAGAAAGUCAACCAUCACUGCAGCCCUGCACCAGUCCGGGCUUUAUGGCAGAGUGGCCUGAGGAAGCCUCUCCUCAGUGGAAGACACAUGAAAGCCCGCAAGGAGUUUGCUAAAAAAAAAAACACUUGAAGUACGCCAAGAUGAUGAGAAAUAAGAUUCUCUGGUCUGAUGAGACCAAUAUAGAAAUUGUUGGCCUUAAUUCUAAGUGGCAUGGGUGGAGAAAACCAGACACUGCUCAUCACUUGUCCAAUACAGUCCCAACAGUGAAGCAUGGUGGUGGCAGCAUCAUGCUGUGGGGGUGUUUUUCAGCUACAGGGACAGGGAGACUGGUUGCAAUCGAAGAAAAGAUGAAUGUGGAUGUCCUGGACGAAAACCUUCUCCAGGGUGCUCAGGACCUCAGACUGGACAUAAGGUUCACCUUCAAAAAAGACAAUGACCCUAAGCACACAGCUAAAAUACCGAAGGAGUGGCUUCAGAACAACUCUGUGACUGUUUUUCAAUGGCCCAGCCAGAGCCCUGACUUAAACCCAAUUGAGCAUUUCUGGAAAGACCUGAAAAUGGCUGCCCACCAACGUUCACCAUCCAACCUGACAGAACUGGAGAGGAUCUGCAAGGAGGAAUGGCAGAUGAUCCCCAAAUCCAGGUGUGAAAAACUUGUUGCAUCAUUCCCAAAAAGACUCACGGCUGUAUUAGCUCAAAAGGGUGCUUCUACUAAAUACUGAGCAAAGGGUCUGAAUACUUAUGGCUGUGUGAUAUUUCAGUUUUUCUUUUUUAAUAAAUCUGCAAAAAUUUCAACAAUUCUGUUUUUUUUUUGACAAUAUGGGGUGCUGUGUCUACAUUAAUGUGGGAAAAAUGAACUUAAAUGAUUUUAGCAAAUGGCUGCAAUAUAAAAAAGAGUGAGAAAUUUAAGGGGCUCUGAAUGCUUUCCGUACCCACUGUGUGUGUGUGUGUGUCUGUGUAUAUAAUAUAUAUAUAUAUAGAGAGAGAGAGAGAGAUUUUGGUUCUGAAUGCAGCUGCCUUACAUUUUUCGCUAAGGUUUGUAAUUGUCGAAUAACAGUGAUGAUGAUAAUAAUAGUAGUUUAAUAACAGUAAUGGUUACUGUACAGUACAUGGGUGCUGGUGCAGUAGGUUUCACGUCUGUCUAAUUUACAUUGCACAGUGAGCAAGGAAGGGUACAGUGCUUUUGCACAGUUGCUCCCAGAGGAGGCAUUUGCAUAUAUAUGAUAGGAGCAACAUGCUAUGCUUGCACAGUUACACAAAUGGGAUUUAGGUAGAAAUACAGUUUAUUUUGAAAACAACUUGCUAUAAGUGUUCUACGUUCUUCUCAGCCUCAUUAGUUUUUUUAAAAGAAGUCUCAUCCUCAUCCUGUACACACACACGACAUGCCUCAGAAUGCUUCAACUUCCCACAAACCUCACUAUCGUUCAGAACCAUGUGUAUACUGUACAUGUACUGUAUCUGAGCGUUUAUGUGUAAUGGAUGCUGGAUCAGGGGGUGCGUUGCUGUGUUUCUCAAUGCUGACUUGCUCGUGCUCUCUACUGCUGCAUUCAUUUACUACUACCUUAUUCAAAGAAUGCCCUUACCUGUUUGUACCUGGUAGCUUCUUAUACAGGUAUAUGCACAUGAGACAUUCUGUCUGUUGUUAACUUAGUGUGCAACUACAGAAAACGCAUAUUGGGUUUAGACAUGCACUGUACAGAAAUUGAAGGUCAAACUGCAACAUAGUCAAGUGUGUCUAAAAAGUGUUUCUGUAGUGUAUAGCCAAUAAAAGCCAAAUUGCCUCACUCAUUUGCUCAGUGAGUUGUAGUUAGUGACUAUAUUUCUUUAUAAAUCCUCCUCACAUCCCAUGUAAACCGAUUGGAGAAUUUUCGAUUUAGUGCAGCGGUAAGGUAACUUUUUUCCCCACCACAAAUUACAAGUCGUAAACACCAUGAACAACCAUGCUACAGUGCGAAUGCAAAGUCAUUUACUAUUCAAUAUUUCCUCAAAUAAAGGGCAUGAACUGUGAAUGUGUCUUUUGAAAGUAUUCGACUAAAACUGUUUAAAUUCAUUUGAUUCCAACUGGCUGACUGAAAUAUUCUGUUGAAAGGUUUGUGACGUCCCAUGCUUGUUGUAUCCAUGUCAAACUUUAUAUAUCGAAUCCAUAAUAAUGCCACAACUCCACAAAUCUAUGCAUAAAUUCUCAUCUUCUUAGAAUGUCUUGUAUUGAUGCCGCAUGGAUACUUAGCCAGUAAACCCGGAGCAUACAUGUCACAAAAAGACUGUGCUGAACUGUGGAGGUUUGGACUCCUUUAUUUAAAAUUGUCUCAAGGGCUUCUUUCUCCCUUGAACACUAUAAAAUGAAAGUGUGGUUGGAAUUUGUAAAAAAUGUUGGCUGUUUAGCUAUUUAAGAUGUAUGUACUCUUUAAAAAACAUGUCAAAUGUAUUACAGGGCAGGAAUAAAGAUGUUAAGGUAAACGUG
Phyllopteryx taeniolatus (common seadragon) is the source of this 6861-nucleotide messenger RNA. RefSeq names its product GTPase HRas. The transcript is spliced from 6 exons. The record is from RefSeq and is a predicted model, not a curated record. Gene Ontology annotation, molecular function: GTPase activity; GDP binding; GTP binding. Gene Ontology annotation, biological process: Ras protein signal transduction. Gene Ontology annotation, cellular component: plasma membrane. Bases 2324 to 2893 code for a protein of 189 amino acids. NCBI's taxonomy places the organism in Eukaryota, Metazoa, Chordata, Actinopteri, Syngnathiformes, Syngnathidae.